Molecule: messenger RNA, 1557 nt
Organism: Annulohypoxylon maeteangense
Lineage: Eukaryota; Fungi; Ascomycota; Sordariomycetes; Xylariales; Hypoxylaceae
Product: acyl-CoA dehydrogenase NM domain-like protein
Exons: 4
Coding region: 131-1483 (450 amino acids)
Molecular function (GO): flavin adenine dinucleotide binding; oxidoreductase activity, acting on the CH-CH group of donors
Source: RefSeq, a predicted model, not a curated record
AACCUCGGAACUCCAAUUCCAUGUAGCUAUUUCUUUUUAAACUCAAUUGAUUUCGAGUUCUUGGAUAUCAGCGUUUAUUCUCUUUCUAUUUUUCUAAAUAGUUGAUAUUAGUUGAAUUCACCUGCCCAAAAUGUCUUCUCAAAUCCCAGAUAUUGUGAAACAUCGCGUCAGCGAUAGGGCGAAGAAGACCUUAGACAUCGUCGCCAAAUUUGUAGAGGAAGAGUGUAUACCAGCCGACCCUAUCCUUGAAGCUCAGAUCGGCGAAGGUUCCGCACGAUGGGACCACCAUCCCCCUAUCAUCGAAGACCUAAAGGCGAAGGCAAAACAACUGGGGUUAUGGAAUAUGUUCUUUCCCAAGGGCCACUAUAAGGAGUCGCCAGGCUACACGAACUUGGAAUAUGGUUUGAUGGCCGAAUGGCUAGGAAAGUCGAGGUCGGCAUCCGAAGCUACGAAUUGCGCAGCACCGGACACGGGGAACAUGGAAGUUCUAGCCAAAUACGGCAACGAAGCACAAAAGGCACAAUGGUUGAAGCCCUUGAUGGACGGCCAGAUCAGGUCCGCUUUUCUCAUGACUGAGCCGGACGUCGCCUCGUCCGAUGCAACAAAUAUCCAGCUUAGCAUUGUCAAGGAUGGAAAUGACUACGUUUUGAACGGCUCUAAAUGGUGGUCCAGUGGUGCCGGCGAUCCGCGAUGCAAAAUCUACGUCGUCAUGGGUAAGACAGACGCGAACAACAAAGAUCCCUACAAGCAACAGUCCGUCAUCCUCGUCCCUGCAGGCACAAAAGGUAUUACCAUCCACCGCAUGCUUAGUGUCUACGGAUACGAUGACGCGCCACAUGGCCAUGGUCAUAUUUCCUUUAAGGACGUCCGUGUCCCAGCGGGCAAUAUGGUCCUUGGCGAAGGCCGAGGCUUCGAGAUCAUCCAAGGCCGUUUAGGACCAGGCCGUAUCCACCACGCUAUGCGUAGCAUUGGUGCUUCUGAGAGAGCUCUUGAAUGGAUGUUAAUGAGAAUUAACGAUCCUAAGAAGACCCCCUUCAAAAAGCAGUUGAGACAACAUGGUGUGAUCCUGGAAUGGGUUGCGAAGUCGCGAAUAGAAAUUGAUGCGGCGCGCCUCAUCGUUCUCAACGCCGCUGUGAAGAUGGACGAUCUAGGCCCAAAAGCAACUCUUAAAGAAAUUGCCCAGGCUAAAGUCUUGGUCCCGCAAACAACCUUGGCUGUCAUCGACCGCGCCGUCCAGGCUUUCGGCGGAGCCGGUGUUAGUCAGGACACACCGCUCGCAAGUAUGUGGGCACAGAUUCGGACACUUCGACUGGCAGACGGACCAGACGAGGUUCACCUACAGCAAAUGGGACGCAAUGAGAACAGAAGGGGCAAGGAAGUUACCCAGAAGAUCCUCGGUCAGCAUGAGAAGUCGGAGCAGCUGUUCAAGCAACAUAACGUGAAGCGUUUCCAACCUGGGUCAAAUAUCAAGCCUCGGAUAUAGGAGAAUUGUAGGCAUAAUUAGAUACGUAUUGUAUUGUCCAUGUUGGGCGGCCAAUGAUUUAUUGUUAUUUAGUC